This is a messenger RNA of Brugia pahangi, 282 nucleotides long. NCBI's taxonomy places the organism in Eukaryota, Metazoa, Nematoda, Chromadorea, Rhabditida, Onchocercidae. The record is from the annotation of a GenBank genome assembly.
AUGGGAAAUUAUUUUUAUGCUAUUGGUGAUUAUAAUAGAACGGUGACUAAAACAGUGGUACGUUUUGAUGGUAAAAAAUGGGAACGAAUUUGUGAUUUAUCAGUUUCACGUAGCGCUUUACGUGUUGUACUACUGAAAGCUUGGCCUGAUCCAACUAAAUUACUUUGCAAUACGAAUACAAAUUCAGAAACUACGCAAAAUUGGACGUAUGAAAUAGAAUCUUCAGAAUCUCAAGAAACGAGUAGUUCUCAAAUAACAGAUGCAAGUGAUAAUUCAAACUGA